CAAAUGUCAAAAAAAUCCUGAUGACGUAAGCCAAUGUUGAUAGUGGUGGCGGUGGUCUAUUUCUAAUAUGGCGACUAACAAUAAUUUUCUGCGGAAAUAAGUGUUUAUUGCAUUCUUGUGUCUAUAAACUUAGAUUUUAUUCAGUAAAUCGGAAAAUCUACGAUAUAUUACUGGUUUAUCUAGGAAAAAACUAGGAAUUAAAAAUGGAUUCCACAAUUACUGAAGGAUAUGAACAUGCAGGUAAUGUUGCCGAUAUAAACAAACAAGUUGCUUAUUCUGAUAAUACGAUGGAUUUCACUCAAGAAACGUACUCUACAAAUGCACCACCGGCUUCCGGUGGGUUUCAAGUAACAGAGGAUCCUUAUCAAGUACAACAAUCAUCAGAUUCAGUAUAUAAUCCUGUUGAAUCAGUUCAACAUUUACAAUAUGAACACCAAGGUCAACACGAUCUUGAAAAUAUUGCAUCUCAGGCCUACUAUUCAGCUCAAGAAACACAGUAUCACAGUUCUUACAUUCCAGAGCAACCCCAAGAAUCUGGAACAGUACACAGAAAUAAUGGUAUAGGUGAUGUUAAUGCUGAAGAAUUUGUUGAAAACAGUACACAAAAUCCAGUAUCUGAAAAUUUUGAUAACAAUGCAGGUGUGGUAGAAGCCAACACCAAUACUAAUUUCGUAGACCAACCAACUGAAACUGAAUCUGAAACUAUCAAAAUUGAAAAUGCAGAUAAUCCUAGUCAAGAGCACAUACCUGAUAAUCAAAAUGGAGAAAAAUCUGUAGAUAAUGUUCAGGAGGAUCAAAUAGAACAAAAUCAAGAAAAAGUAAUACCUACUGAAAAAGAUAUUGUUAAAGAAGAAGCAAGUUUGAGUGAAGUAGUUAGUAAGAUAGAGGAGACAAAUGUAGAACAGACUAAUGUAGAAGAAGGUAUGGUUGUAGAACAAGUUAUUGAGGAAUCAAAGUCUGUUCAAGAGGCAACUCCCGUUGAAGAGGAAACUUCUGUUGAAGAGGAAACUUCUGUUGAAGAAGCAACAUCUGUUGAAGAGGCAGCAUCUGUUGAAGAGGCAGCAUCUGUUGAAAAGGUAGCAUCUGUUGAAGAGGCAACGUCUGUUGAAGAGGCAGCGUCUGUUGAAGAGGCAACGUCUGUUGAAGAGGCAACGUCUGUUGAUGAGGUAACGUCCGUUGAAGAGGCAACUUCAAUUGAAUCUGAGGGACAUUCCACACAGUUUACAGAAAUGCAAACUUAUGAACCAGGAGAGGAAAGUUUCAGUAUUGUUGAAGAAGUAUCUGAAGAUGCCACGACUUCACAAAAGGAUGGUUCUCAAGCUGAAGUUGUGGAAGAUGAAUUAUUGAUGGACGUAAUAAGUACAGAAGAACAGCAACAAAAUAAUUCAGAACAUAUUGAAAUUGCUGAAAAAAAACCUAGAAAGACUAGAAAGCCUAUAUUUGAGGUACCAAUGCAUUUGAUGGGCCACGAUAUAAACAAACCUGUUGAUCCUGUUCAAAAUGGUAGCAGGGCAUUGCCAAAACCAAGGUUGGGAGUAAAGGUACCCUAUCGCAACCUGACGAGCCAGAUAGUAUCCAAAGCUGAAUUAGAAGAAGUUAUAUUGGAAAGAUCGAGAGCUAAGGAAGAGGCUAGCAACAAAGCUAACAUUAAAUUCGCUAGAAGUUUGACUCAGAGAUUGGCUAACAAAAUUGUCCCGGAAAAAGGACGGAAAGAUAAAAAGAUGAAGGAUACUACAAACAAGGAAGGAAAAGAAAAGGAAGAUCAAAUGGAUAUUGCAGAAGUAGAUAAAUCAUUUUCUCAAGAACCGAGUAAUUCUGUGCCAAUUGAUGAUUCUAAGAUUCAGAAUGAUGAUGACUUGUUGGCUAUUUUGGAAGGAGAAGGGGAAGAGAUGCCGGUGUUGGCUAAAGAACAACCGAAUAGUCAGGUGGAUGAUAGUAACCUGAAGUUACUAGAACGAGAAAUAGCUCUACAACAACUUCAAGAACUCCCCCUACAAGAACCAAAAGAAAGAAUUUUAAAGCCAAGAUAUUCCAGUAGAACUUCCACCAGUGUGAAGGCAGAAAUUUCACCAAAAGGAAGAUCUGAAAAAAGUAAUUCGUCAAAUUCAACUUUGUCGACAUCUAAAUCAACUUUAUCAACACCUAAACCUACUUCAUCAACACCUAAACCAACUUCAUCAACACCUAAACCAACUUCAUCAACUCCUAAACCAACUUCAUCAAUACCUAAAUCUACUUCGCACAAAGUUAGUGCUCAGUCUUUGUCAAAAUCAAGUUCGCCAUCCCCUAAGAAGUCAUCAGAGAUAGACUUAGAUAUUCCAUCACCUGUCAAGAAACAAAUUGAAAUUGAACCUCAAGUUAAGGUUAACAUGGUAUUGAAAACCUAUUCAAGAAAGAGAAAGCCUUCAGAUAUUAUGGACUUGGAAAUUCCAUCGCCGAAAAGGCCCUCUUUCGAUGAUCCCGAGUUUCAGCCAGACACAAAUCCAAAAUCAGAUCCUUUAGCUAUACCAACUGAUGUUUAUGUUACUAAGAGCUCCCGUAUUAUUAAGAAAAAAGUGAUCUGGGAUCCAGAUGAUGAGCAAACACCUACGAGCUUCAAACGUACACCUAUAGCUAAAGUCGUUGAAAGUCCCAAAAAUAUACCAACCAAGGUUGUAAAAGUAACCCCAAGUCUUGAAAAGAAAGUUAGUGAGAAAACUGUUGAUAAGCCUAAGCCAGAUCAAAAGACUGUUAUGAAGUCUCCAGAAAAAAGUAUUGAAAAAGUGGUUCCUAAAAAGGUUGUAAAUAAGAAGUCACCUGCCAAUAAGCCAAAGAAAGGGUUAUCAGAAGUUGACCGAUUGCUCAUGGAUGAAGGCGCAGUAAAAAUGCUCUACGAUCUCAAAGGCGACGCUAAUUCUUCAAAAAGAAAGAAGGACGUGUAUUCUGUAGAUAAAGCAGAAAGAGAUAUAGUGAAAAAGGCAAAUUUAUUGAAAAACGACCUUGUUCUGAACACAAGUAAUGAAUCACCUAAAUCUUUGAGGAAGAAAGAAGGACCUGUUCUGAUAUCACCUAUAUCUAAACCAACCCCUAUUUUGGAACGCAAAAUGUCUAAGGAUUCCACACGAAGCUCGGUACAUACUCCUCCUAGAUCUCCCAACAUGUUUUCGUCUCAAAGUUCGAUGCUGAUCAGGAGAAGGUCAAGUAGUUCCAUCUCGAGUGACGAUAUGGAACAACAGUUUCCAACAAAGGUGACUAAAACUAAGACUAAAAAACAGAAAAAAUCCGCUUCAAAUACAGAAGAUAAUAAACUUUCCAAAGAAGUUGUUUCGCCGACAAAAGAUGUAGCGGCUAAACUCGUUAAGGGAGUUCAAUACAAAUCUUUCACAAUGAAGAGAUCAGGCAAACAUGUUGCCAUAGAUUUGAAUUAUAUUGAUGAUGAAUGUUAUUUUACAAUUCAGGUCUUAGAAGAGUUGCUUUCUGCACUAAAAAAAUUGGGAAAAGAUAAAGAAUGUAAUGUUGUGUCCCUAACUUCAACAAGUGCAUCUUUUUGUUUAGGACUCGAUUACACUUAUUUGGUAUCUGAUAAAAAUGAUGAGAGGAUUGAUAAAUCUACACAAUUAGCUGAAGCAUUAAGAGAGUUUUUAUUUUGUCUUCUACAUUUCCCGAAAAUAUUGAUUGCUGGUAUACAGGGAGAAUGUGUUGGAGUAGGUGUGACGAUGCUCCCAUUGUUUGAUUGCGUCAUAGCCAGUGAUACUGCCACAUUCAGAACACCUUAUGCGAGCCUGGGCUGUCUAGGAGAAGCAGUUUGUUUGUUAUCGUACCCCAAUUUUAGCAACAAUGGACUGGCUGCCGAAUUAUUAUAUGCAAACCAGACACUCAAAGCAGAUGAAGCUUGUAGACGUGGCCUGAUCUCGAAAUUAUGUUGGCCAGAAAAAUACAAGGAGACCUUAAAGAACUGUUUGUCUUCAAUUGCAAAAGGUUCACGACAGAGUUUAGAAACAACCAAGAGACAGCUUCGAGCAAAUCUUACGGAAGAGAUAGAAGCAGCUAUAGAUACCGAAAUGGACAUUUUAAUCGAGCACUGGACAAGUUCAGAGUGUCAAGAGAAUUUUUCGAAAAUGAAGAAAUAAGAAACCAGAAUUUGCUAGUUGAAUGUGUGGUACAAAGAAUUUAAAUGUAGCAAUUAUGUGAAAGAAAUCGGAAAAUUAUUUCACAUAGCUAUUUCAAAACAUAUUUUUUAUAUUUUCAUAAAACUAGUGAUUAAGUGACUAUAAAUGUAUAUCCUUUUUUUUAGGAUUUUAUCUAUCUUAGACAAUUAAUUAGUACUAAACUUCGAUUUUUAAUGUAUCUGAUUGAAAUUUAAAAAUUUCACUGACUGUUUAAGCACAGUAGUUAAAUAAGGUCCCAAAGAUUGGUGCAAUUUAUAAUCGUAAAACAGUUGAUUAAUUUGUAAGGCAGGUGUUUAAAAAUUAAACACUUAAAAUCAUCUUGCAGUGUGUCCUGAAUUCAUUUUUACAUUUAUCAUAGAUAAAAGACAAUUAAAUUUAAGCAAUGGGGCACGCUCGCUAAACGUCAAUAAUUUUGUCCGGUAUAUUUGUAAAAAUACAAAUUUAAUAUUACACAUUGACUGGAAAAGGAUGUCGCUCACAUUUGAUGGAAAACUGGGUUUGAAUUUACUUUAAAAUUCUCGAAUUCUUAAAAACAAGCAGUAUUACAUGCAUUGGUGUGUUUAUUAAUGAAUAAUAUAUGGAUUUGAACAUUUCUAAAAAAUUCGUUUUAAGACGAUGAUUAUGUUUGGCGUUAUUUCAUUGUUACAAAUGCACUGCAUUGAAAAUUCUACUCGAGAAAAUUAUUUAUUAAAGUGCAUGUAGCGUUUUUUUUUUUUUUGAAAACCUUAAAAUACCAAAAUUACAGGGUGUCAAAAAUAUGUUUUUUAUGAUUUUUUAUUAAUAACUUUUUCUAGUUUGCGAUUAACUUUAAAUUUUGUACACUUAUUAGUAAUAUUGUCAUAAAUUGACAUAAAUCCCUUAAUGCCAAAAUGUCUUGGCAGCCCAUGACCUUAAGAAAAUGUUUUAAAACUUUUUUGCUUAACCCAUUAGUGCCUAGAUUAUUUUUUUUUUCUCGUUUUUUUCGGUAAUUUUAGUAUUUUUUGUUUAAAUUAUGGUCAGAUUUUAAUAAAAAAAAUUGAAUUUUUAUUUGUAGAAUUGUAGACCCUUCAGGUUAAGGCACUAAUGGGUUAAUUUAGAAAUCGACUAAUUAUUGAUUAUUUUACCCACCCCUAGUGUGAAUAUAACUGAAUUUUGUUAAAAUAUCAUCAGAAACACAAUGGUGUGCAUAUUUCACGGGAUACAACAAAAUUUAAUAGUUUUUAUAUAAAAUAUUAAAUUUUUAACUAUUUUUUUUGGACCCUCUGAAACACAUUUCAAAAUACUUUUUUGUACCUCAGGGACUAAAACAUGCAUUUUACUCCCUCAUUUUAGAAACUGAAGUGCCACUUUUACUCCCUUGGAACUAAAAUAUUUCAGUCCCAAGGGAUUAAAAAAAUGUUAGUCUCGCAAAUAGCAAGAUCAAUAAAAACCAUAGCAAAGUACUUUAUUCGGGAGGUAAUAUAACAAGACCUCAUUUAUAAG
This is a messenger RNA of Psylliodes chrysocephalus, 5609 nucleotides long. NCBI's taxonomy places the organism in Eukaryota, Metazoa, Arthropoda, Insecta, Coleoptera, Chrysomelidae. The record is from the annotation of a GenBank genome assembly.